AUGACGCCACAACCGAAGAGGGAAAGAGGGACAAUUUUGCUAAUCGAUAAGCGAUUCCGCCAAAAAAAAUCAUGGCCGCCAGUCACGUUGUCCCACAUCCCACGGCCAUCCAUUUGCGCCAACAUCCGAGCGACAAAAGAAAUACACAAUCCAGCAGCCCAUUCGCUCAAGGUGGCGUCUAUUCCCUUUCGAUUCAAAGCAGGCGGCACUGGUACUGGCACUGGUAACCGCACCGCUACCGGCACUAUGGCUCCUGUUGUUGCCCAAGCGCACCACCAUCGCAGCACAACCAAGCAGCACAAGAAGAACUUCAAGUCCCGCCAUGCCUCCAAGGGUGCCCUCAAAGAGCUGAGCAAGGGCAAAGUCGAUAUUCUUGAGCGAGGGUCCCGCCGAACACCCCACCAGCAAGUCAUGUCCAAAUUCGACCGCCGCAAUCGCGCAAAGCAGAUGCGCCUAAACAAGGACCACGAACAUGCGAAAUCCACCAACGUAUUCGCCGGUAAAGAUGGAGCUCCAAGAAUUGUCGCCGUCAUACCUCUGUGCGCGGACGCCUCUGCCGCAGCCGCUGUACGUAGUCUGAACACGAGUUUGGAUAUCGAAGAGACGGUUCCCGAGGCCGGAUGGACUCGCACAACUGUGGAUCGGUUCAAGCAGAAAGUGCAAUACUUGGUGGUCAAGCGAGAUCUACUGGCAUCAUUGGAUGCCUGUCGCAUUGCAGAUUUUGUAGUCUUCAUACUGUCCGCGCAUGAGGAGGUGGACACCGACGGGGAGCUGAUUCUCAAGUCGGUUGAGAGUCAGGGUAUAUCAAACACCUUCACUGUCGUUCAAGGGCUAGAUAAAGUCGAACCUGCCAAGCAAAGACCAUCGGUCGUCGCAUCACUCAAAUCCUACAUCACCCACUUUCUUCCUUCCAUCGAACGCGUCUACUCCCUCGACAACAGACAAGAAGCUUCCAAUUUGGUGCGAUCGCUGUGUACAUCCACUACCAAAGGCGUACGAUGGAGGGAUCAGCGAAGUUACAUGUUUAUCGAAGAUAUAACAUGGUCGGGUGGAAAGUCGGCAGUCAGCGCUGAUGGAACGGGCGAAGUUGUCCUAACUGGUGUUGUGCGCGGUCUUGGUCUAAAGGCCGACAGACUGGUCCAGGUCGGCGAUUGGGGCGACUUUCAGAUCGAUAAGAUCGUCGCAGCGCCACUGGAUACGAAAAAGAAGAUUACAGAAGCCGAGAUGGCCGUAGACUCGAAUGAAGGCAGUGCCUUGGAACAGCCAACCGAGGACCAGGACGAUCUAGCCGAACUUGCGCCCGAGGAGACGAUCAUGGACGACGUAACAAACUAUGCCACGUCUAUGGCACCCUCUGAGCGCAAGGGUGUGCUACUCGAUGAUCAUCACUACUUCUCAGACGAAGAGCAGGAGUAUGAGAAAGUAAAACCCAAGCGACUGCCAAAGGGUACUAGCGACUAUCAGGCUGCGUGGUAUCUUGAGGACUUGUCUGAUGACGACUCUGAUCUCGAAGACUUUGACAUGGAGGAUGUUGCGGAGGCUAGCGAGAGCCAGCCCGCGCAUCCCGCAGACGGAAUCGAAGGCAUGGACGUUGACGGUCAGGCCAUGACAGAAGGCGCACCCUCUGAGUAUCCGCAAUCAGAAAUGUUUAUGGAUCCAUCGCCAGAAGAUGAAGCAGAGCAAAUCGAGGCUUACAGAAAUUCGAGAAAGAACGAGCAAGAAGACGAUCUUGAAUUCCCUGAUGAGAUUGAACUACAUCCCAAUGCCAGUGCACGGGAGCGUCUAAUCAAGUACCGCGGGUUGAAAAGUCUGAAAUCGAGUACAUGGGAGACGGAGGAGGAUCGGCCAUAUGAACCAGAAGAAUGGCAGCGAUUACUUGAGAUUUCAGACUACAAGCGUACCGCAACAAAAUUCAUGCGCGAGGCAUGGGCUGGCGGUGUGCCCGCUGGUACACGGGUCAGCGUACAUGUGCGGGCUGUCCCUCUCAAGUUUCAGGAGAUGCAAUCGCGGCCUCUCGCUAUGUUCUCGCUACUCAGACACGAGCACAAGCGCACGGCAUGCAAUUAUAGCAUCCUGCUCGGUUCCGAAGAAGAGCCAAUCCGCUCCAAGACUGAGUUGAUCGUUCAAUGCGGUCCACGGAGAAUGGUCAUCAAUCCGCUCUUCUCUCAAGCCGGCAAUACCCCCAACAACGUUCACAAAUUCAAUCGCUACCUGCAUCCUGGUCAAUCUGCAAUCGCCAGCUUCAUCGGCCCUCUAACCUGGGGCUCCGUCCCUCUCCUCUACUUCACACGCACACACACAUCCACCUCUUCCUCCGAUGCUUCCCCAGCCCCCUCCUCCCCCCUCCGCCUCAUUGCAACUGGCACAUCUCUUCCUCCCAGCACAUCGCGCAUCAUCGCCAAACGCGUCGUGCUGACCGGUCACCCCUACAAGAUCAACAAGCGCAUUGUCACAGUGCGCUACAUGUUUUUCAAUGACGAGGACGUACGCUGGUUCAAGAGUUUGCCGCUCUGGACCAAGAGGGGACGCAGUGGGUUUAUUAAGGAGAGCUUGGGUACGCAUGGGUACUUCAAAGCGACGUUUGAUGGUAAGAUUAGUCCCAUGGAUGCGGUGGGCGUGAGCUUGUAUAAGAGGGUUUGGCCUAGGGGCGCGAGGGGUUGGAGUGGAGAAGUUGAGGGGCAGGUGUAG
Messenger RNA from Plenodomus lingam JN3, 2688 nucleotides. RefSeq lists its product as uncharacterized. Lineage: Eukaryota; Fungi; Ascomycota; Dothideomycetes; Pleosporales; Leptosphaeriaceae. Gene Ontology annotation, cellular component: nucleus; preribosome, small subunit precursor. The record is from RefSeq and is a predicted model, not a curated record. Gene Ontology annotation, molecular function: U3 snoRNA binding; GTPase activity; GTP binding. Gene Ontology annotation, biological process: ribosome biogenesis; endonucleolytic cleavage of tricistronic rRNA transcript (SSU-rRNA, 5.8S rRNA, LSU-rRNA); maturation of SSU-rRNA from tricistronic rRNA transcript (SSU-rRNA, 5.8S rRNA, LSU-rRNA).